UGUCUACGGUGUCAUGACGCGCCUCGGAUGCGCGCUGGUUUUACGCGCUGAAUCACUGUGAAUUAUUGAUAAAUGGGGUCUGUGAAAUGGAAAACACAUCAGCAUUUGCUGAUUUUAUUUUGGAUUAUAUCGUUUUCAGCUGUUUCUUGUUUUAGUGAUUUGUCUUUCGUCGUGGAGCCCAGUGAUGUUCAAACAUCUCAAGGUGAGCAGGUUUCUCUUGACUGUCGGGCUGAAGGUGAGCCGCCCGUCUCCGUGCAGUGGAUGAAGGAUGGAGUCCGACUACAGGAGAAUCAUCGUCUGCAGCUUCUGUCCAACGGGACCCUGUACAUCUCCAACGUGUGGAGCUCACCAGAACAAUCAGAUGAAGGUUUCUACCAGUGCCUUGCCCAAAACAAACACGGAGCCAUCUUGAGCCAAAGAUCGCAUCUUACAAUCUCAGGUAUGUUGUCGAUUAUAAGUCACCCGGUCUCUGUUGAGAUCACAGCGGGGUCUGUUGCCAGAUUCUCAUGUAGUGUUAAUGGACGACCCGCAGCCGUUAUCACCUGGGACUUUAACCAAAGAUCUCUACCUCUGGAUUCAGACAGAAUCACAGCUUUGCCAAAUGGAGUUCUGCAGAUUCGUGACGUCACUGUGAAGGAUGCUGGGAAAUAUCGCUGUUCAGCAACAAACACAGCCAGUCGAGUCAAGAGCAAAGAAGCCGAGCUUAUCGUCAGGCCGUUGUUGGUGCCGAGGACUCUCGGGAUAAAACCACAGAUCGUAUCAGGACCUCAAAACAUCACGGUCAGUCUCAAUCAACCUGCGGUUCUGGAGUGCAUGGCGGAGGGCAAACCUCGUCCUCUUGUGUCGUGGAGCAGGGCCGACUCCAAACCCAUAGAUGUGUUUGGCACCAGGGUGAUGGGUAACGGUAACCUGAUCGUCUCUGCCGUAAAGGUGCAGCACGGUGGCACGUACGUGUGUAGAGCAACGACACCGGGUACACGUAACUACACCACGGCAUCUGGAACCAUCGCCGUCCUCGUUCCUCCAUCUUUCGUGGAGAGACCAGAGAGCCAGACCCGUCCGAGAGCCGGUACGGCCCGUUUCACCUGUCAGGCCAAAGGGACGCCUGCACCUCGUAUCUCAUGGUUUAGAAACGGUCAGGUGAUUCACUCCCACGGCCGCACCAAGAUGUAUAACAGUAAACUGGUGAUAACCCAGAUCAUCCCAGAAGAUGAAGCUUUCUAUCAGUGCCAAGCAGAAAACUCUCAGGGCUCGAUUCUGUCCACGGCCCGUCUCGUUGUGAUUCAAUCAGACGAUCGUCCCGGUGCGCCGCAGAACGUCCGUGCAGAAACCAUCUCCAGUUCUGCCAUCUUACUAGCGUGGGAGAGACCGCAGUACAACGCUAAUAAAGUUAUCGCCUAUUCCAUACACUACACCAAAUCUGAGGGUCUUAAUAAUGAAGAGUAUCAGGCUGUCAUUGGAAACGAUACCACCAGUCAUAUUCUUGAUGAUCUGGAACCAGCACGCAACUACACGUUUUACAUCGUCGCUUACAUGCCGAUGGGUGCCAGUCGCAUGUCAGAGCAAGUUACUCAACAAACACUGGAGAACGUGCCUCUCCGUACCCCCGAGUUCAGUUUGAUGAGCCGCAGCCCGACCGAUAUUCUCGUGUCCUGGCAGCCGCUUCCUCCCAAACUGAGCCGCGGUCGCGUGUCUGCGUAUCGUCUGUCGUACCGGACUGCAGCGGAUGAUCAGGUGACCUCUGUUGAGCUGCCGGUCCAGGGUGAGAACUGUACUCAACAUCUUCUUCAGGGUCUUCAGGUGGACACCAUCUAUCUGAUUCGUAUGUCAGCAUCUACUCGUGUGGGCUGGAGUCAACCGUCCGCCUGGAGCUCUCAUCGCACGCCAAAAACAUCCAGCGCCGCAGUGCCUCCUGCACCAAACCUUGAGCUUGAACCUGUAAACUGUACAUCUGUGACGGUCCGCUGGCAUCCUGCCCACAGUGAUGCUGUCGUCCAGGGAUACAAACUCGCCUUUCAUACUGACAGCCAAUCAGAGGACUCCGUUAUUCAACUUCCCCCACAGGACCACCAGUACAUCAUCACCGGUCUCAGUCCCAGAGUAAAGUAUCAUGUGAAGAUUUUGGCAUUCGGUGCUGACGGUGACGGAUAUCAAGCACAUCAGACGGUCAACACUCCAGCAUGUCCCUCUGCACCCAAUCGCAGGUUAGCAUCGCUGCCUCCUCCAGAAAACCUUCACGCUAAAUCCAACAGUUCAUCCUCCGUGAUCCUCAGCUGGAAUCGUCCUGCGUUCACUUCCGGAAAACCCGUCAGUUAUUCUGUCCGCUGUGGACCCGUGAGUCCGUCUGACACGGCGUCUGUACGCUACAUCCAGACAAAUGAGCAGACGGUGACGCUCACAGGACUUCAGCCUAACACUCGCUAUGACUUUGCUGUUCGUCUGCACAUGGAUCAGAUGUCAAGUCCCUGGAGUGUGACGGUCUAUCAGAGAACUUUAUUAGAAGCUCCGUCCUCUCCUCCUCUUGGUGUUAAAGUAUCUCUGAUCGAUGAUGAUACAGCGUUGGUUUCAUGGAGAGCACCGGAGCAGCCCAAUCUCUCUGUAGCUCAUUACACCAUACUGUACGCCUCACAGAGCUCCUGGAUCGCUGGUGAAUGGCAGGUCCUACAGAAAGAAGGUACAAACACUAUGGCUCUACUGGAGAAGCUGGAGUCGGGUCAUAUUUAUCUGGUUAAGAUCUCUGCUUCUAACCAGGCGGGUGAUGGUCCGUUCUCUAGUACUGUAGAGCUUCAGGUGCUCAGGACCAAACAUCACCAGAACAAAAAUCCACGUCACACAGACAGUCACGCUGAAGAAACCGCGUUUAUAGACGGACUUUACCACAUUGAUGAGAAAUCCAUGACCGGUAUCAUCGUUGGUGUGUUUAUCGCUCUGAUCUGCAUCGUCCUUUGCGUCUUUAUCCUCUUUACUCAGAAUAAAACGCGGAAAUCAUCACCAUCAAAAAUGAUGGAACAGGUGAGGAACGAGGUCAUGCACGGCAGUGUUUCAUCAGCCAAUCAGCAUCGAGCAGAGACAACAGAAGUUCAGGUUCCAAUGAUGAGAACGCAUUUCAUAGAUGCCAAAGGAGGAACAAAUCUGAAGAUAAACUGUGCAGGACCCAUAAUGAGUGACGCUCAGAGCAAACAGAAGAGAUGGAAGAUUUUUAACAACAGAAAGAAAUCAAAUACAAAGAAAAACACUAUGGAGGAUCACGGUCAUGUUUAUGAAGUGGGUAAGACAGUGUUGUGUUAUGAGGAUGAAGAGCGCGUCGUCUCUCCUCAGAGCUCUUCUCUACACAUCCUUUAUCAUCCACUGGGAGAAUCUGAGAGCUCACAAACCAGCGAGACCAGCGGCCGAGAGACGAGUGAUUCUGGAAACUGUACUCAUGAUGAGACCCAAACCAGCAGUCCUAACAGAUCCUCUAUUACACCUGAUGAUACUGUCCACAAUGAAUUACAAGAAACAUCCAUCUGUGCUGUGAGCUUGUGCGGUCCAAUUCAAGACAACCAACAGAAAUCUUCCUCUGAUGUGCGGUUUGUAGCCGUCCCUUUAUAGCUCAUCUGUGAUUCCUGGAGCGAUGAACACACUUCAGGAUUCAUUCACAUGGAUUUGUGCCAAAGAUUCACAUCUGAACGGUUUAAAAUAGCUUUAGUAAGUCACGAAUGUUCUGCUGGCUUUGAAGAACUUGCACUACCCAAUCCUUCUGGAUCUGUUCAGAGAAAUUCCCAGUAUUCCAAAGAUGAAAGUCCGGGAGCCGUUUGCAUUGUCUUCAGGAUAUAUUUCACAUGAAUGUGUGCCAGCGAUCGAUUGAUUAUUCAAAUGUGCUUUACACAAACAGAUGAGCGAUUCAUGUUUGUUUGUGGAAAUGACAGAGACGGAGUUUUGUACUGCUGUCUCUCUACCUCAGUCAAUCUUUUGACCUUCAGAGAUGAUUUAUGCUUUAUGGUUUUACUCUCUCAGUUUAAUUUAUUUAUAUGCAAUUUCUUAUAGAAUGAGGUCCAAAGGUCUGAGGCCACUCAAGUGAAAAGCUUUAAAUGAAAAAUCCUGAUGAGAAGUUUGACCUUUCUUAGAUUAUAACAGUUUAAAAUACUUAAAAAACUAUUAUUAGGUUUAAUUUAACUCUUUCCCUGCCAACAACGAGUUUUUACCGCAAUCCAAAUUUCAGCUAUUAUUUCAGCUUUUUGCUCAAGAUUUGGUAUUUUUUAAGACACCUAACAAUAUUUAAAUAUCUGGAAGGCAUUUUGUGAAAUUUUUGUGAAAAUCGUAAAAAAAUACUGGCAGGCAACUUAAAAAAAUAAAACGCUGACAGGGAAAGGGUUAACCAAAUAUUAUUUUCAAUGUGGUCUCAGAUGUUUGGACCCCACAGUAUAUAUUUGUUUUCCAUUUAAAGAUAAAAAUAAAAUAAAAGUCAUCAGGUUACUAGUUAAUGUGCCUCAGGUUAUAAAACAAAUAAGUUAUUUGAAAUUGUAAAAAGCUGCUUUUAUGGGUCAUCUGAGUUUGGUGACAGAAAGAUCCUGAUGAACAUUAAUAUCUCGUGUGCAGUUAUUUAAGUCAUAUUUUACAGUUUCGUGUUUUUUGUUAGACCACCUCUGUGUGUGUUUAUUUCUGUGUCGUUUAUGAAGAUGAAUGCUUUAUGAUUUUCACAAGAGGUCAAGUUGUUGAUCAGUUUUUUUUUAAGGUGCUGUGUAUUGAGUUAUUUGUGAGGUUGUGUACACCGAGAUUCAUUUGCCGUUAUGAUUCCUACGUGGAGGAUUUAAGUUCUGUUUUGUGUUCCUGGAUCAGUACACGUCAAGAUCUGUUCAGGUUCUCACAGAAAAUACAGAAAUGACCUCUGUGAAGCACAACCAGAAGUUAACGUGUCUAGAUAAUCCAUAUGGAAAGGUUUGUAGGAUUGGGAAGCAUGUAAUGAAUUUUCUGUGAGAAUUAACAUCUUGAUCAGACUGAACUUAACUUGUAUUGAAACAGGAACAAAUGCUUUAUUUCUUUGGAAAAUAAGAAAAACCUAAAAAAAAAAAAACACUGGUGAUGUCACUGCACCAGACUCUGAAAGCUUUAUGUGAGUAGAAUGAUGAAGAUGAUGAUGAUGAUGGCCUUAUGAUGGGAGGGUCAUUUGCAAUAUAAAAAAUGUCUGAUCCAAAGAAUGAACUGAAAAUUUAUACAAAGAUACCAAAUGAUGCCAAAAUACAGUUACCUCCAAAGAUAUAUAUUUAUAUUUCUGUAUAUUUGAAAGUGCCAAAAGAAAUCCAGCAUUAUUUCAAGAUAGCUUUAGCGCUCAGAUUUUGGGUGAGCGCAGUGUUUUUCAUUCAUGUUAGAUUGUAGUGAAGCAGAUAGAUGCUAAAAUCCAAAGAGUUGUGAACCUCUUUCAAUGGCUUGGACACAAAUGAUCACAAUAUUGUUCUCAUGUUUAACCACCAAAGUGUGUAUGUGUGUGUGGAGUAUGAAUGAUUUUGUGAGUUGAUGUGGUAUGAAUGGUUUGGGUAAAUCAAAGUUUUGGGACAACCCUUUUGAUUGAGGUGACACAAAAUAAUCAUUUCAGAAAACAAAUUCAAUUUAUACCAAAGAUUAAUGCGGUCACUUCUGUAUAUUGCGUAGACUUGACAUUUUGUAAUUCAUUUGCUUUAUUAAAGUUGCAUCUUGUUUUGACUACGACUGCUAAUCCACACAUCGGUAAACCUCCAAACCAUUUACUAAAUAUCCUAUAGAGGAUUUUGCCCAAAAAAGCUUCAAUGGGGAUGACAAAAUCUUAAUUUUCACUGUAUGUCAAUGUAGUGUUUUUUUUAUUAUUCUAAUAUGUGUUUUUAAACUUGUCAUGUUGUAUGUUUUGUGUAAAUCCAAACACUUUUUUUUGUGAACAUUUUUUACAAGGACUGGGUCGUCAUACUUGCUCUGUCUGGAUAUUGAUCUGUUUGUUUCUUUGGUUUAUUAGGAUUUGUAUUAUUUGAGUCCCUCGUGUGUUUACACAUAACAUGCUGUAUCAGUUUGGUUCUGUUGGAUGCCAAAAAGUGGUCAGAACAAUGCACAAUAUAAU
Misgurnus anguillicaudatus (oriental weatherfish) is the source of this 6064-nucleotide messenger RNA. It is a transcript of the gene prtgb, whose product is annotated as protogenin homolog b (Gallus gallus). Gene Ontology annotation, biological process: cell-cell adhesion. The record is from RefSeq and is a predicted model, not a curated record. Gene Ontology annotation, molecular function: protein binding. NCBI's taxonomy places the organism in Eukaryota, Metazoa, Chordata, Actinopteri, Cypriniformes, Cobitidae.